UGGUUCGUUUCGCCCGGAGCAGUUGGCCGCCUCCCUCCUCCGGUUUUUGUUGGAGCGGUUGGCCUCGCUCCACUUUUUCUCCCGCCAUAUUUGUGCCCCAUUCCUACGCCCCACCCCCCUCACCUGCCCUCUCUACUCCAACCCCGACUUCCCCAUCCGAUUCGAUCAGAGGAGCGUUGCAGAUCGAUCGAGAUGCCGCCGAGGACGUGGAGGCCCGUGCUGGCGUCGGCGACCAGGUGCUGCGCGGCGGAGGACGCCGUCGUGGUGGAGGCGGCGGCGGGGGGCGGGCUGGCGCGGUGCAGGCCCGCGCGCUCCGAGUUCUCCCGCCGCCUCGCCUCGUUCCGCAAGCUGUCGUCGAUGACCAACAGCCCGGCGUCGUCGUCCGCCACGCCGGCGGGGGAGGAUAGGGAGGAGGAGGUCGGGGCGGGCGGCCCGCUGCAGCUCUACUCCUUCAGCUUCUCCGAGCUGCGCGCCGUCACGCACGACUUCUCCAGCAGCUACCUGCUCGGGGAGGGCGGGUUCGGCGCCGUGCACAAGGGCUUCGUCGACGCUGGCAUGAGGCCCGGCCUCCUGCCGCAGCCCGUCGCCGUCAAGCAGCUCGACAUCGCCGGCCUCCAGGGCCACAGGGAGUGGCUGGCGGAAGUGAUCUUCCUGGGGCAGUUCCGGCACCCGCACCUGGUGAAGCUGCUGGGCUACUGCUGCGAGGACGAGGAGCGCCUCCUCGUCUACGAGUUCAUGCCGCGCGGCAGCCUCGAGAACCACCUCUUCAAGAGGAUAUCGGCGACGCUGCCGUGGGGCACGCGGAUCAAGAUCGCCAUCGGCGCCGCCAAGGGCCUCGCCUUCCUCCACGGCGCCUCAACUCCGGUCAUCUACCGCGACUUCAAGGCCUCCAACAUCCUCCUCGACUCGGAGUUCACGGCGAAGCUGUCGGACUUCGGGCUGGCGAAGAUGGGGCCGGAGGGUUCGGAGACGCACGUGACGACGCGGGUGAUGGGCACCCACGGCUACGCGGCGCCGGAGUACGUGAUGACGGGCCACCUCAACAUCAAGAGCGACGUCUACAGCUUCGGCGUCGUGCUCCUCGAGCUCCUCACGGGCCGCCGCGCCAUGGAGCACGUCCGGGGCAAGAGCCUCCACGCCGACCAGGUCAUCAAGAUCGUCGACUGGACCCGCCCUUACCUGGGCAGCAGCCGCCGCCUCCGCUGCAUCAUGGACCAGAGGCUCGCCGGUCACUACUCCGUCAAGGGCGCCCGCGCCGUCGCCCACCUCGCCGUGCAGUGCACCAGCCCGCAGCCGCGCGACCGGCCCCGCAUGGCCGCCGUCGUCGAGGCGCUGGAGCGGCUGCAGGGGUUCAAGGACAUGGCCGUCACCGUCGGCCUCUGGCCCACCAACACCCCCGUCGCCGGGAGGAACGCCAUCUCCGCCAAGAUCCGCGGGGAUGUCAAGGGCGGCGGCUCCACCGGUGGCGGCGGCGCCUCCCGCCGGAGGAGCGCGUCCGCCAAGCUGCCCUGAUCGAUCUCGCCUUGGCCACGUACGUUCGUAGACUCGCCACGUCAUCGAGUACGUAUUUGUAUGCGUGUAUGUAUAUACGUUAGCUCUACUUCUGUACGAUUUGCACGACCGAUGUAUUGUACGUGGUGAUCAUCGAGCUUGAUUAAAAUUUUCUUUUACCAUAUGGAUUAUGGAUUAUUGCGGAAUUAAUUUCACCAGAAUACGUAGCUAGAGUUUUUAGUUUUAUAGGCAGAUCAUGUAUCGUGAAAUAUAUUUUUCAUUUUAUUUUGAGGAAAAGACUGCAGGAGAGUCUCCUACCGUGUAUAUCAUGAAUUGUACUUUCA
Oryza brachyantha (malo sina) is the source of this 1835-nucleotide messenger RNA. RefSeq names its product probable serine/threonine-protein kinase PBL15. Lineage: Eukaryota; Viridiplantae; Streptophyta; Magnoliopsida; Poales; Poaceae. The record is from RefSeq and is a predicted model, not a curated record. Gene Ontology annotation, molecular function: ATP binding; protein kinase activity. The coding region runs from base 193 to 1512 and encodes 439 amino acids. Gene Ontology annotation, biological process: protein phosphorylation. The transcript is spliced from 4 exons.